CCUCGCCAAGGACAACCGUGGUGGAACGACGCCUGAUUAAAUUGAAUAAUGAAGCCUCUGUGGAAAGCCGCAGAUUGGCACCCUUCAGGCGGAGAUUGACAGUCAGCAAUGACAGCCCAACUCUUUGGAAGAAAAAAGAAAGCGCGCGUUUUGAGGACUGGGGAUAAUUCUUCCAAAAAUGGGCAGCUGCCCUUGUGAAAACAUCAAACAGAACUUGUUAUUCCCAUACCUUGUGGUUUGGCUAACGGGGACACCAGUGGGAAAACAAGACGACAUAUUUCAGUAGGACUCAUUUUGGCAUUUAAAGUGUGCACAAUGAACGCAUCGGAGAUGACCAACUUCGGCGAUGGAGAGGGAUUUUUCAACAGAACGGACCACAGCGUGCCGCCUGAAAAACUUUUGUUCGGGAUUGGCAUGGACAACUUCAUCACGCUUCUUGUAUUUGGGCUCAUUUUCGCUCUGGGUGUGAUGGGUAACUCCAUGGUUAUAACGGUUCUUGCCAGGAGUAAGCCCGGGAAACCACGGAGCACCACUAACAUCUUUAUCCUAAACCUGAGCGUCGCCGACCUGUCGUACCUGCUCUUCUGUGUCCCGUUUCAGUCUACAAUUUACAUGUUACCAACGUGGGUUCUGGGUGCCUUCAUUUGUAAAUUCACCCACUACUUCUUCACGGUCUCCAUGUUGGUCAGUAUUUUCACUCUGUCAGCGAUGUCCGUGGAUAGGUACAUAGCCAUAGUCCACUCGAGAAAGUCGUCCUCCAUCCGUGUGGCGAGGCAUGCCCUGGUCGGUGUGGUCAGCAUUUGGAUCCUCUCCCUGGCCAUGGCAGCACCUGUGGCAUACCACCAGAACCUAUUUGAGACUCCUGGAAAUAAUACAUUCUGCUGGGAAAUAUGGAACAACAACAACCAUAGGAAAAUCUAUGUGGUGUGCACGUUCGUCUUUGGUUACGUCUUGCCUCUUUUAUUAAUAUCUUUCUGUUACACAAAGGUUUUAAAUCACCUUCAUAAAAAGCUCAGAAACAUGUCCAAAAAAUCAGAAGCGUCCAAGAAAAAGACUGCUCAGACGGUGUUGGUGGUGGUGGUGGUCUUCUGCCUGUCCUGGCUGCCCCAUCACGUCGUGCACCUGUGGGUGGAGUUCGGACAGUUCCCCCUCAACCAGGCGUCGUUCUGGUUCCGCGUGACGGCACACUGCCUGGCCUACAGCAACUCCUCCGUGAACCCCAUCAUCUACGCUUUCCUCUCUGAGAACUUCCGCAAGGCCUACAAGCAAGUCUUCAAGUGCCAGAUCACCGGCUCAGACUCACCACUCAACAACAUCAAGGAGAUACGCAGCAAAGCCGACACGCCGCCCUCCACCAACUGCACCAACGUCUGACCUGACCAUAAAUAUGGCAAACUGUCAUAAAUAUGGCAAACUGUCUUAAAUAUGGCAAGCUGUCAUAAAUAUGGCAAGCUG
Molecule: messenger RNA, 1455 nt
Organism: Engraulis encrasicolus (European anchovy)
Lineage: Eukaryota; Metazoa; Chordata; Actinopteri; Clupeiformes; Engraulidae
Gene: galr1a
Product: galanin receptor 1a
Exons: 3
Coding region: 316-1374 (352 amino acids)
Biological process (GO): G protein-coupled receptor signaling pathway; negative regulation of adenylate cyclase activity; positive regulation of cytosolic calcium ion concentration
Cellular component (GO): plasma membrane
Molecular function (GO): galanin receptor activity
Source: RefSeq, a predicted model, not a curated record